UGGCUUUGGUCUCCUCUUCUGUCUCAUUGGUGUCAGAGUGCUCAUUCCAGAAGGAUCCCCACAAUACCAUUCACUGAAUGUCAUGUGGGUUCUAUGACACAUGCAGUCCCUCUCUCAAAGUGAUCCCAGUGACUAUCAGAAUCAACGGGCCAUCUGGAACCAAGAAUCACCCACAACCCAUGGGAGAAACUGCAACUGAGCUCAGCUUCCGGUCUGGUCUCCCUUGUCUGAGGAUGGUCUUGAACUGUGUGACUGGUCCUUUUGCCUCUGGGGCUGUGCCAGUGACUGAACCCAGGGCUCUGUGCAUGUAAGAAAUGAGAAGUAAAAGUAAUGAUACAGCUGUUGCUGCAGGAAUUGCUUCUGGUGUUAGUGUUUGUGUAUAUGCUCCACGGUGCCCCCGUUUGGGUCUUCCGAUUGAACUCAGGUGAAGAGCUCUUAAACUUCAUGUGGAGAUGGCAGCUCCCGAGUUUACCGUCAGUGCCCUGGUGUUUGCGGUGCUCGUUUGUUCUGUGGCUGGUUACCCCAAUGGAAAAGUAGCAAUGUCCUGUGCUGGGAUGACCCCCCAACAUGGCCACAGCCCACAGUCCGAGCCUGUUCACCAAAUCACAGUGAGUCAGAUGAGGUUCAAACCUGGAGACCAGAUCCAAGUCACUUUGUCAGGGCCACAGUUUAGAGGCUUUCUCUUAGAAGCUCGUGAUGCCGAGGAUCUGAGUGGCCCUCCUGUUGGUUCCUUCACACUGAUUGACAGGGAAGUGUCGCAGCUUCUGACUUGUGAAGAUGUACAGGGUUUAGCUGUGAGUCAUACGUCUUCAUCCAAGAAGACAGAAGUUAAAGUCUACUGGAAUGCUCCAAGCAGUGCCCCAAACCACAUACAGUUUCUAGCCACAGUUGUUGAGAAGUAUAAAAUCUACUGGGUGAAGAUUCCUAGUCACGUAAUUUCACAACCAAAUGCUCCUCCCUUCACGACGCCUAAAGCUACAGCACCACCUUUGACAACCUCACCUUCUGCCUCUCAGUUAACCAAGCCAUUCAGUGCUUCCGAGUGUGGGAACAAGAAGUUCUGUGUUAGGAGUCCUUUGAACUGUGACCCAGAGAGUGAGCCUGCCUGUGUCUUCUUGUCCUUCACCAAGGAUGACCCGACGGUGAUGAUUGAGAUGAGUGGUCCCAGCGAAGGCUACCUGUCAUUUGCAUUUUCUCAUGACCGGUGGAUGGGUGAUGAUGAUGCUUACUUGUGCAUUCGAGAAGAUCAGACAGUGUAUAUACGGCCUUCCUAUCUGACAGGGCGAAGUUAUCCUGUGAUGGACUCCACCAGGGGGACUCUUGAGGAUAUGGCCUGGAGGUUGGUGGAUGGCGUCAUACAGUGCUCAUUCAGAAGAAACAUCACCCUUCCUGGGGUUAAGAACAGAUUUGUGUUAAACGAAAGCUACUACAUCUUUCUAGCAGAAGGUGCUGCACACGACGGCCGAAUUUUUAGGCACCAUGAGCAACCUCUGAUGACGUAUGAAAAAUAUGAUGUGACAGGCACUCCAAAGAACGUAGGAGGAUCCCACUCUUCGCCCCUUUUAAAGGCUCAUGGUGCCUUAAUGUUUGUGGCAUGGAUGACCACAGUCAGCAUAGGAGUACUGGUUGCCCGGUUCUUCAGAUCUGUGUGGUCCAAAGCUUUCUUCCUUGGUGAAGCAGUGUGGUUUCAGGUACAUCGGAUGCUCAUGCUCGCUACGUCUGUGCUCACCUGCAUUGCUUUUGUUAUGCCUUUUGUGUACAGAGGAGGCUGGAGUCGGCGUGCAGGCUACCACCCAUACCUUGGUUGCACAGUGAUGACUUUAGCUGUCCUUCAGCCUCUGUUGGCAAUCUUCAGACCACCUUUACACGACCCAAGGAGGCAAGUGUUUAACUGGACUCACUGGAGUGUGGGGACAGCUACUAGAAUAAUAGCAGUGGCCGCAAUGUUCCUAGGAAUGGAUUUACCAGGACUGAGUCUCCCCGGUCCACAGAAGACCUAUGCGAUGAUGGGGUUUGUGGUCUGGCACAUCGGGACAGAGGUGCUUCUGGAGAUACACGCGUAUCGGCUCUCUCGAAAAGUUGAAAUAUUGGACGAUGAUAGAAUUCAGAUCCUUCAGUCACUAACUGUUGCCGAAGCAGAGGGUCAUGUUUUUAAGAAGGCGGUGUUGUCGAUUUACAUAUGUGGAAAUGUGAUUUUCCUCAUGAUAUUCUUAUCUGCAAUCAACCAAGUAUGAGCAAGCGAAGACUUUUUUUGUGGGCCAGGGUCUUAUCGAAACAAGGAGAACUGGAACUUAUGCUGACUACCUGGAGUAUGUUUCAAUUUGAAGACGCUGGGCAUGGCUGGAGAGGAAUUCUGAAGUCUGGUCUAUCCAGAUUAUGUUUGUAACCUGUACGUUGAUGCCAAUCAAGCCUUCACGCGCAUUAGUCUGCAUCUUAAAAGGAACACUGUAUUUGAGGUGAUGUGACUCUCAACAUCCCAUGCCAGAUUUAAAACAGUAAACUAGAAUGAUUAGCACAUGAAGAUAAUUAUCUCAGGCAAAGGAUAAAUGGAGAUUGUAUCUUUGGAGAUGAGACGGGUUUUGUGUAGGCUGGCCUCCAACUAACUGUGUAACUAAGGAUACCCUGAACCUACCUUUCUGCCUCUGCUUCUGGGUGGUGGGAUUACAGGUGCGCACCACUAUGCCUGAUUUUGAGGGUACUGUAACUUUCAUGACAAUGCUGCUGUAAGUCUUGAAGAGAAAAACAUUUAUGUUGACUAGUUUACUUAGAGAUCUUAGAUUUAAAAAAUCUUUUACUACAUUUUGUUGUUUUUGUGAACACACACACACACACACACACACACACACACCCCUCAAACAAAGAAAACCUACAAGAACAAAACAUAUUUUCCAGUCCAGGCUUCGGGACAUUUCCUUUGCUGUGUGUGUUCCAUCACUUCUGGUUAAAGGUGGAGGUGUGGUUGAUUUAUCUCGUUGUACAUUUCAUUAACAUUUAAUUAUACCAUGAGUAUUGUAUUUUCCUUGUUAGCAGUGAAGUGCAAGUAGGCAUCUGCUUAGAGAUAUCUUUCAUUUUUUUCAUCCAUGGAGCUGGAACAUUUUGUUUGUUUCAGCUCUAAGAUUAGUCGUUAUAGGAGAGAGAGAUCAAAGUCAUGAAUUUCACACUUGCUAAAACUCGCCCUUGUGAGCGUGUCCAGCAGGUGUUCUGGUCUCUUGCGAAGAUAAAAUAACAUGGAUGGGUUCCCUUGGAACAUCCCUGGUGCUAAUAAUUCAGUAUGGGUAGUGCUGUUUUCCUUUCUACUCACCAUUUCCAUCCCAACGUUUGCUAUGAGAGCUUGCAACCAGUGGGUGGCGCUGAAAUACCGGGGGACUUGUUUGUUCAUUUUUUUUUUUCUCUCUUUUUUUUUUUUUUUAAUGGAGCUAUUUCCUUACACUCCAAGGCUCUUAACUUUUUUUUUUUCUUUUUGGGUUGGGGUAAUCGGUUCUAGAAACUUAAAUUAGUGACUGGUGCUAUUACAUUCUGACUUAAUUUUUUGUUUUUUUUAAAAAUUAUUUAUGAUUGUUUGAUGUUUUCUUUUAUAUUCCUCAAAC
Messenger RNA from Mesocricetus auratus (golden hamster), 3587 nucleotides. It is a transcript of the gene Frrs1, whose product is annotated as ferric chelate reductase 1. Lineage: Eukaryota; Metazoa; Chordata; Mammalia; Rodentia; Cricetidae. The record is from RefSeq and is a predicted model, not a curated record. Bases 453 to 2234 code for a protein of 593 amino acids. Gene Ontology annotation, molecular function: oxidoreductase activity, acting on metal ions. The transcript is spliced from 19 exons.